This is a messenger RNA of Saccostrea echinata, 3845 nucleotides long. RefSeq names its product GA-binding protein alpha chain-like. Gene Ontology annotation, cellular component: nucleus. Lineage: Eukaryota; Metazoa; Mollusca; Bivalvia; Ostreida; Ostreidae. Gene Ontology annotation, biological process: regulation of transcription by RNA polymerase II; cell differentiation. Gene Ontology annotation, molecular function: DNA-binding transcription factor activity, RNA polymerase II-specific; sequence-specific DNA binding. Bases 126 to 1673 code for a protein of 515 amino acids. The record is from RefSeq and is a predicted model, not a curated record. The transcript has 12 exons.
AGAUCCUGCUUUGUCUGCCAUUUCCGUUCACAAGAAAUUUCCGGUCAAAUAAACGACUUGUUCUGUGUUUUUCUUCAAUAAGUGAAUGAGGACACAACUGUUUCUUUAAUAAAACAUUGGUUAAUAUGGAGAAUGGGGAUGACACAAUAACAGUUACCAUGACUGAAGAGGGUUAUCUGUCUAUGACAACAUCCCAGACAGAUGAUCAGGAGAUAACUGAUGAGCCAGCUGUAAAAAGAAUUCGAUUGGACACUGACGGUGACACAACACAGGAGCUAACCACACAAGAGAUUGCACAAGAUGUUCAAGUACAAGAAGUUCACAUUGCACAAGACUUUGCAAGUGAAAUUUCAGAGUCAAGUGAACAAGUGGUUGCUUCUGAAGGCAUUGUAUAUGAGGAAGAGAGCAAUUCUCAACAGGCAGCUCCAUCAUAUCAAAAUUUGAUCAUACAGCACAUGGACAUAGCAGAGCCUCUGUCAACCCUCAAACAGCUGUUAGAGUUAAGGUUACAGUGCACACUUAGUGACCAUCAGUUCUAUCUCCAGGACACAAUAGAGCUGGACACCAGCAAGAGUCUGGUAGAUCAGUGUGUACAAGGGGAGGGGAUGGUACAGAUCAACCUGGAAGUCAAAUCUCAGCCAGGUGUUAAACCAAAAAUAAAUAUUGUUGACAUUUUAAAGCCUGCAGAUGAAGUGGAAGCUCAACAGAUUGAACAAGAGGUAGCUCCUGCACCGCCACCUGCACAGACAACACAAGUUAAAUCAUCUCAACAAAAAGUGGUUAUCCCCCUUCCUGAGGAGUCAGAAAAUGUCACCAGGUGGAUUGUUGAUCAGCAUUUUAGAAGAGAACAAGAUCGACUCAAAAUACCAUUUGACCCUGUGCAGUGGAGUGAAAUUCAUGUAAAACAUUGGAUAGACUGGGCCAUAAAGGAGUUCAAGCUAGUGGGUGUAAAUCCAGACAGUUUCCGAAUAACUGGGAAACAACUAUGUGAACUGACACAUCCAGAGUUUGUCAAACUCAUUCCUAGUGAUAAGGGGGACAUUUUCUGGACACACCUCGAACUCUUAAGGAAAUGCAAAUUUGUUGCUGUUAUGCAGACACCAACACCUCAUGCUAUCACUACAAUCACUGUUUCAACAUCAGGACAAGAUGGAAGGGUGAAGCAGUAUCGUCAGAAUCGUCCUCGAUCUCCUAGAAUAACGGGGGAUGAAAGGUUGUCUCCAGGAAAUCGAACGGGAAACAAUGGCCAGAUUCAGCUGUGGCAGUUUUUGCUGGACUUGUUAACAGAUAAAGACUGUAGAGAAGUGAUACAGUGGAUCGGGGAUGAAGGCGAAUUUAAACUGAACAAUCCUGAAAUGGUGGCUCAAAUGUGGGGCCAAAGGAAAAACAAACCUACAAUGAACUAUGAAAAACUCAGCAGGGCACUGAGAUACUACUAUGAUGGAGAUAUGAUCGCAAAGGUGCAUGGAAAAAGAUUUGUGUACAAAUUUGUGUGUGACUUGAAAAUGUUAUUAGGAUACUCAGCGGGUGAGCUUAACAGACUCGUUACUCUGUGUGCAGAGAGAAAACUUCAGAGAGUGCGAGAAUCACUGCGUCCUGGGGUCACAAAGAGGUUAGAUCAUCAUAAGCCGACCAUCCUUACAACGACACAAGUGGUACAAACAAUGGAAUAGACUUUGCCAUUCAAGUCCUCUGUGAUUCCUUGUUUUUCUCCGUCAGGGUUGACAAACUAUAUAUAUAUGCAACCUAAUCAAAUCAUAUGUUGAAUUUUAAAAGUUUAAGUAUUUUUCAGUUGUGCACAAGUACCAAAUACAUUUUUUUUAACAUAUGGAAAGUGCCUACCCUCUGCUUUAUUCAUUUAAGUUUCUCUUUUUGUAUACUUUAAUUUGUAUGAGCACAUUCAUUGCAUAUUUUCUUCUUAUUUUAGGCUAAAUAAAAUUGUUAUUAUGGUUUUCAGGCCAAUGUUCUUAAAAACAGAUGGCGGGAAGCAUUUCUUUUUUUUUAUUGGCCAUAAUUUAGAUGCGGGAGGCAUUUUUUAUUUAAGAAAUUUCAAUAAAAUCCUUCCUUCAUAUUUAUACUGGAGUUAUUCUGUAGAUAUAUAUAACCUUUUACAAAAUUACCAAAUAUAUUCAAAGUGUCUUUUUCAAAUGUCUUUCAAUAUCCAUUAUUAUAUGAAUUGGCUAACAGAAACAAACAUUUUGGUCACGCAAUACUACAAGAAAAUGAGGGCAGAAUCUUUUUUUCUGGACUGGUAUCCACAUUACCAACUUUUUGUUGUAUGGAAAAUAUGACAAAAAUUGCAAUGUGGCUAUUUCAAAAUGGAUGUGCACAGGUCUGAGAACCAUAAUUUCAUGUAGCCUUAACAAUUUACAGACAUUUUCAAAUAUCUUUUGAUAUGAUGGAUAUAUCUGUAAAAAGUGGAAAAUACAAGAGGACAUUUUGUUUUAUCCUGAUGCUUUGCAUUGAAUAAUUUCAGACUUACUUGCUCAACAUGACUAAGUUAUGUUUGUCUUUUUAACUUGUUAAAUAGUGCAUUUUAUUGUACAUAUUCAUUUUAUGAUAACAUCUAUAUUUUCUUUGGUUCUACAUAUGUACAUCCUACUGUCAUUGUGGUAUACAAUAUUUAUGAUUUAUACACUACAUGUAUGGAUCUGUGUGGGGUACAGAGGCUGUUCUGUGUGUGUCAGUCUAUUGUCUGUGAUGUAUCAUCACAUUCAGUAUUUAUACUCUUGAUUGACCUAAGUCUAGGUUUCAUUCAGUGCCCACUGAUUUAUCUUGUCAAAUGAUUCCCAUCAUUCCAAUUUUUUACUGUGAUUAUGCCAUUGUCCAUAACUACAGAUCAUGCUUUUUUGUGAACAUUCUGAUGCGUUAAAUUCAGCAUUUUAUACAUCAUAAUAAGCAUAUGAAUAACAAGGAAAAAGAUGGUGCUGCACUGCAUUUUAUUUUUUGACCACCUUUAACUUAUGAUGUAUUAUGAUUUAAAUUUAAAACAAGUACCAAUUGAUUAUUUAAAUUAUUGAAGAAAUAAUUUUUUUUUUGAAAUGUUCUUUCGCUUUUUUUUAAAUUUUCUUUUGCAGAAAAUCUUUGAUUUGUAAAUCUACCUCAAGUUCUUAUUUUUAGGGUGAAACACUUAAGUUAUUACAGAAUAUUGAAAAUAUUUUUUUUUUCAUUGUGAAGUAUUUAUGUCCAUCGAGUGGUUAAUAAUAUCAAACUAAAUGUUUUAUUUUAUGUUUUAUUUUUGGUUAAAGACCUGAAUCAUUCAACUUACACGUGUUUCAUCUGAAAGUUAAAUUUUAUCAUAAGCUUUGUCUGGUUCUUGGGAUAAUUUUUAUUUUUUAAUGCCAUGACACCCAAUAUCAAUAGUUAUUAAGGAAGUUUAGGGCUUACUAGAUAUCUCUGUUAACAAAUAUGUCCUAUUGUGACAAAGUAUUCAACUAGGUUAUAAUUAUAUUCAGUUUCAUAUACUGAAAACCUUUGAAAAUUUCUAGUCAAUUUUCCCGUAAAGAAUUUUUGAAUUCUUUUUUUUUUUUUCCCCAAUUGAUUUUCCUGUUGGCUGGUAUGGUAGUUACAUCCUAGAUUAACAUUAAAAUUAUGAAAAGUAUAUAAUAAUGGGCAAUCACAGUCAUUUAAAUUAAAAUGUUCAGUAUUUGGUAUAUGUGUGUGUCAAAGGGAGAAGAUUAAAGAUAUCCUUUCCCCAAUAAAGUUAUGUAUGUAAAUAGUAUAUUUAUGUACAAAGAAUCAACAAUGUAUUCUCUGUAAUGUGAAUUAGUACUUUUUACACUUUGCAGUUGUAAAUAGAAACCUUAGAAAAAAAAAAACAAUAAAGAAAACGGUAAUAUCAGUAA